Kluyveromyces marxianus DMKU3-1042 is the source of this 2490-nucleotide messenger RNA. RefSeq names its product Nip100p (gene NIP100). Lineage: Eukaryota; Fungi; Ascomycota; Saccharomycetes; Saccharomycetales; Saccharomycetaceae. The coding region runs from base 1 to 2490 and encodes 829 amino acids. The record is from RefSeq and is a predicted model, not a curated record. The transcript has a single exon.
AUGAAUGAAGUCGGUAUACAAAUUGGUGAUAGGGUAUUGGUACGAAAUUUGUCAGGUACUGUGCGAUUCAUCGGAGAAACAGAGUUCGCAACCGGUGUUUGGAUCGGAGUUGAACUAGAUGAUCCUGUGGGCAAGAAUGACGGUAGUGUGCAAGGGGUGAGGUAUUUCGAACUAGCUGAUGAUAAAAAGGGUGCUAUGUUCGGUAUUUUCAGUAAAUAUGAAGAGGUAAGGAAACUAUAUCCAAUGUCAUCAUCAACACCAUCACCACCUUCUUCAGCUUCUGCUUCCACCGAUACUGCUCGACUAAAAAAGAUAAUUGGGAAAUUGGAGGAUAAACUGUUGUCAAUGCGAACUCAGUGCAAAACCCUAGAGGAACAGGUUUCUAAAGCCACAGCGGAGCAGUCAAGGAUGUAUCUCCUAGAGAAUCAGUUAGAAAAAUUGACAUUGGAGAGAGAUGAUGCCGAACAAAGAAACGAUAUACUGCUUUCAGAGCUGGAACAAUUGGCAUCGGCUCAUGAAGAGGCAUUGAAGGAACUCAACCAAUAUAAAGAAGAAGUGCUGAUGAGACGUGCUGCAGACUCAGACUUGAAUCUGGAAGAACUGGAUUCUCUGGACUCAGGCACUUUAUUGAAGCAGAGUAAAUUAAUGGCCGUCGCAUUAAGUAAGCUACAGUUAGACCUUAGUAAAAUGCAAAGUCAAUGCGAAGAUUUACAGAAAUUAAAUGAUACACUGGGGGCACAAACACAGGAAUAUAUAUCUACUAUAGAAACUCUCGAAAAGAACCUAUCAGAAUCUAAAAUUUCUCUAGAGGAUUUACAACAACAAUUCGAAGCUAGUGGAAAUUCAAGCCUUAUUAUAGAAUCUUUAACAACUGAAAAUCAUAUAUUAGCAUCUGAGGUUGAGUCAUUGAAGCAGGAAUUGGAUUCUAUCAAACAAAAACGUUCGGAAGAUGAAGAGUUAGAAACCCUUUACAAAGAGAUAGAAAAAGAGCUAAACUUACAGAUCCAUACCCUCCAAGACAAUCUAUCAAACGACGAAGCGUUAAUAUCCUCCUUAAAAAAUGAGAAUGAAACGUUAAUCCAAGAAUUAAAAUCUAUGCAUAAAGGGACUGAAUCUCCUUUACCAAAUCAUUCAGCAACAGCAGUAUCAUCUGAUAUUGAAAAAUUACAAGCGGAAAUAGCUGCAUUGAAAUUUCAAAAUAGAGAAUUAGAGUUCGAAAGCGGCGUAUCUGCACAUAAACUGAGCUAUGUGAAAUUUGAUGAAAAAAUUGAUAGACUGUCUCAGAUCAAAUACAUUUGCGAGGAAGAUUUUAAAAUAACCCAAGACCCAAUUGAAGCUUGUAAGACACAACUUGUGUUAAUAUAUUACUAUUGGUUGAUUCACUUCGAUAUAGACACAACACUUUGUGACAAAAAACUUGACAUCAAUGCAUUUGUUAAAUGUGUGAAGGAAAACAAACCACUUGGUCUCAAUAUUGAAACUAUUCAAGAGCCAAAUAUGAAUAUAUCAAACCCAAAAGUUAUUUUUGCAGCUAUCAAUGAAUUUAUUAAUGGAUUUAUAGAUUCACUCCUAUCUUACGAUCUUAAAAUUGACGAACAUGAUCACGAAAAGGUAAGACUUCAAUACUCACAAUUUCAGGAUAUACAUAAAUAUUGUGCAAAAAAACUAAAAGAGUAUGAAGAAUUCGAAGGUGAUGUUUUGGCGGAUACGAAUUUACAUCCAAUGUAUUUGCAAUUUGUUCAAAUGGUGUUACACUUGAAAAAUGAGGAUGAUAACCUCAAUAAGUUUAAGCAAAAUCUUGAAAGCUUAAGUAUCAAUAUGACCGCCUAUGAAAAGGAGACGGACAAUAAAGAGAAUACUUCUAACUCAAAGGAGUUCCAAGAGCAGAUAAAUUAUUUGCAACAUACUAUGAUGGAAAAAGAUCAGCUAAUUGAAGAGCUACAACUCAAAAUUAAAGUUUUCGACUCUAAAUUUGCUAGAAACGAAGAGAUGGAAUUGACAAUUUCUGAUCUAAAGAACGAAUUGGCCGUUGCGAAGGCGAAAAUAUUGAAUCUUCAAGAAGAGCUUUCAAAUAUAAAUGAAGAGCAUCAACAAUUCUUGUUAAAAGUUCGUAAUGAAAAAUACGACCAAAACAAUUUAAUUGUUACACCGUCUAUACAGAAGCUACAAGAGCAGAAAGAAAGUUUUGACAGAGCUGCUUUACUAUCAGAAAUUGCCGAACUUCGUAGAGUUGUUAUUUUGCGAGAGAAAAAAUCAUCCCUUGAGUGGACAAUGUCUCCGUUGGAACGAAACUUACAGUCUUCAACAAAAGUUUUAUUCCAAGACUUCAAUAAUUUGGCAAACGUUAUGUCGUACUGUAUAGAUCUUUCGAAUAACCAACUUGAAACAAAAUCCGUUACCAUACAAAGGCACAGGUUGGUAUCUCUGAACGAAAAUCUCGAGUCAUCUUUUGCAUAUAUCCGAGGCAUGCUAAAUAGUACUACAUAUUAA